This is a messenger RNA of Penicillium samsonianum, 1464 nucleotides long. Its product is annotated as FAD-dependent oxidoreductase. The transcript has 4 exons. The record is from RefSeq and is a predicted model, not a curated record. The coding region runs from base 1 to 1464 and encodes 487 amino acids. Gene Ontology annotation, molecular function: FAD binding. Lineage: Eukaryota; Fungi; Ascomycota; Eurotiomycetes; Eurotiales; Aspergillaceae.
AUGGCGUCGCUCAAUCAAGAUACAAAUCAGUUCAAGGUACUCAUAGCUGGUGGGAGUCUCGUGGGUCUUGGCCUAGCACUCGCUUUUGAGCGUGCCGGAAUUGAAUACGAGCUUUUUGAAAAGGGAGAAUUUGCAACGGAUCUGGGCGCCUCUAUAGGAAUCCACCCGCAUACCAUAAGAAUUCUAGAGCAGCUAGGAGUAUGGAAAGAUAUUGAGCAACAGGUUAUACCUCUGCAGGGUCGAAACCAUUAUGACGGAAAUGGCCAUUGCUUUGAAGAGUCGAAUGUGCUAGUCCAUAUCAAUGAAAUUCUUCAACGCCCCAUCAUCUUCAUGGAGCGAUGCAAAGCUUUGGAAGCACUACACAGCCACGUGCAAGACAAAUUGAAGCUGCAUGCUCGAACCGCUGUCGUUGGAUAUGAAGAAACCCAACAAGGGGUUAUUGUCACCACUGAAGAUGGCGAGCAUCACCAUGGCCACAUCCUGAUCGGCGCAGACGGGAUCCAUAGCAAAGUGAGGAAGCUGAUGGCCGACAAAAUCAGCGUGACGAAUCAGCCUCUCGCUAAUGAACUCAACGAGGCGUUUAAAAGCGAGUACAACUGCAUCUUUGCGGUAUCUCGGAACGACCCCGAGAAGCAGUUUUUACCUAAUGCGAUGGUUCACAACGUGUACUACGACAAGUACUCUGCGGUUGCAGCUGCUGGUGUGCAUGGGCUUGUGUUUUGGUUUCUUUUCGUCAAGGGUUCCAAAUUCACAAGAACCCCCAACUGCCCGCGGUUCACGGAUGAGGAUGAAGAGGCGACUGUCCAGAAGUAUGGAAACUCGCUAGUCGGCCCCGGAUAUACCGUGAAGGAUCUAUGGGAUGCUCGAGUCAAAGGUACAAUGGUACCAUUGGAAGAAGGUGUCAUCAAACGGUGGAGUCAUAACCGGGUAGUUUUGAUGGGUGACUCAGUUCAUAAGGCUACAAUCAACCCUGGAUUAGGUGGUAAUCUGGCCUAUGAGGGAAUCGCUCGUUUGACCAACGGUCUCGUGCCUUUACUGAAAGAGAGCCCGAUGCCAUCCCUUGAGCAGUUGACUGAGGUUUUCAAUCAGUAUAUUAGUGGUCAAAAACCUCGAGCAAAAACAGUUGUUGAUCUUUCCGGUCAGAUUACGCGCUAUGAAGCCCAAGAUACCUGGGUACUCAAAUUUGCAGCCCGUCACAUUGUUCCCUGGGUUAGUGACAGACUCAAGGCCAAACUUUAUGCCAGUUUCUCGAGAGGCGGCCCUUAUUUGGAAUAUCUCCCACUCCCUUCAAUGGAUGUGGAUCUGAGGAAGCCUGCUAAGAAGCCUAGUAGUCGUGGCAUUUUCCCAGGGUUGAUUACAGUCAUGAUCAUAGGCGGCACUGCUGCUAUCUUCUGGCACAUGCGUAACCAGAACCGCUUGUUGUUAACAUUAUCUGCAUUCAUAACACAGUGGAAGUAUUGUUAG